Molecule: messenger RNA, 1324 nt
Organism: Crotalus tigris (Tiger rattlesnake)
Lineage: Eukaryota; Metazoa; Chordata; Lepidosauria; Squamata; Viperidae
Gene: RAB37
Product: RAB37, member RAS oncogene family
Exons: 10
Coding region: 311-1120 (269 amino acids)
Biological process (GO): protein secretion; protein localization to plasma membrane; Golgi vesicle fusion to target membrane
Cellular component (GO): trans-Golgi network transport vesicle; endosome; plasma membrane
Molecular function (GO): GTPase activity; GTP binding
Source: RefSeq, a predicted model, not a curated record
CUGCUUUGACUGGAGCAAAAGAGUCUUCAAAUCUUGACACGGGAGCUAACCUUGGUGCUGAAAGCGCUCCGGGCUCUGCAAUCUUUUGAAUCUUAUCGAAGCUUCGGGGCUUCCGUUUCUUUAGCACUUUGCGACCUCCCACCCCUCCACCCCCCCGCCAUUUUCCACCUUUCUUUCAUUUUCACUUUUUCCUUUUCCGGAUAGGAGGGAAAUGUAGCAGACUCGAGCUGUGCUUGUUUGCUGCAUUGAGGUUUGGCCCGGAGCCGUUUGCUUUUAGCACUGCCGCAAGAAAAUUCAUCUCAAAAAAGGAAUGGAGACUUACUGGGGAUAUCAGAGUGGGGCUGGAAGCCCUUAUGCCUACUCAGAGCUGGGUGCCAAUGAGUUUGGUAUCCAAAAUACAAGUUACUAUAAUGAAGAUAUACUGCAUAAGACCAUCCUGGUGGGAGACAGCGGAGUGGGGAAGACAUCACUGUUGGUCCAGUUUGACCAAGGCAAAUUCAUCCCCGGCUCCUUCUCUGCAACUGUUGGAAUUGGAUUUACCGUGAUGCUGCUUGGAGAUUCAGGUGUGGGGAAGACCUGCUUCCUUAUCCAGUUCAAAGAUGGAGCCUUCCUCUCUGGGACCUUCAUAGCUACUGUCGGGAUAGACUUCCGGAAUAAAGUGGUGACUGUGGAUGAUGUAAAAGUGAAACUGCAGAUUUGGGACACGGCCGGUCAGGAAAGGUUCCGGAGUGUAACACACGCGUACUAUCGUGAUGCACAAGCUCUUCUCCUCCUUUAUGAUAUCACCAACAAAGUCUCCUUUGACAGUAUUCGGGCUUGGCUCACAGAAAUCCAUGAAUAUGCCCAAAAGGAUGUGGUUAUCAUGCUUCUAGGUAAUAAGGCUGACAUGAGCGGUGAGCGAGUUAUCAGAACAGAAGAUGGGGAAUCCUUAGCCAGGGAAUAUGGUGUGCCUUUCAUGGAGACUAGUGCCAAGACUGGUAUGAAUGUGGAAUUGGCAUUUCUGGCCAUUGCAAAAGAGAUCAAGCAGCGAGCUGUGAAGCAGCUGGAUGAGCCCAGGUUCCAAAUCCAUGACUACAUUGAGUCGGAGAAGAGGCGGUCCAGCUGCUGUACCUUUCUCUGAAAGAAGAAGAUGCUAAGGCAGUUGGAAAGAUCUACCGCUGAAGAGACCAAGGAGCAGAGGGCUACACAGGAGAUACAGGGAAGGAAUGAAAUUUGGGGGAAUCUACUCCAAAGACAUUACUCUUUAGAGAAUCCUGUACAUAAGAAGUAUAUGUCUGUUUUUGGUUGCCACGUGUGGAUGUGAAGGAAGAGUUACGAAUGUGUG